This is a messenger RNA of Thermothielavioides terrestris NRRL 8126, 1392 nucleotides long. Its product is annotated as glycoside hydrolase family 43 protein. The record is from RefSeq and is a predicted model, not a curated record. Gene Ontology annotation, molecular function: hydrolase activity, hydrolyzing O-glycosyl compounds. Gene Ontology annotation, biological process: carbohydrate metabolic process. The transcript has 5 exons. The coding region runs from base 1 to 1392 and encodes 463 amino acids. NCBI's taxonomy places the organism in Eukaryota, Fungi, Ascomycota, Sordariomycetes, Sordariales, Chaetomiaceae.
AUGCGCCACUUCCAUGUCCUCGGGUUCUCCCUGCUGGGGACGCUGCUCUUCCCAGGCGCCACCUACGCAAGCUUGCAGAUUGUCCCGGGCGCAACUUGGACGGCCUCCAACGGUGAGCACCUCAACGCCCACGGCGCCGGCGUCAUCCGCGUCAACGGCACCUUCUACCUGAUCGGCGAGGACAAGUCGGACGGCUCGGCCUUCAAGAACGUCAACUGCUACUCGUCCCGGGACCUGGUGCAAUGGACCUACGAGGGCGCCCUGCUGUCGCGCACCGGCUCCGGCGACCUGGGCCCGAACCGCAUCAUCGAGCGGCCCAAAGUCAUCUACAACGACAAGACGGGCAAGUACGUCAUGUGGAUGCACGUCGACAGCAGCGACUACGGCGAGGCAAAGGUCGGCGUCGCGGUUGGGGAUACCGUGUGCGGAGCCUACAAAUAUCAGAGAAGUUUCCAGCCGCUAGGGUUCGAGAGCCGAGACAUGAACUUGUUCAAGGACGACGAUGGGACAGCAUACCUGCUCACGGAAGACCGCAAGAACGGUCUGCGCAUCGAUAAGCUGACAGCCGACUACCUCGAUGUCGCCGAGGCCACCUAUCUGUGGAAAGAUCACAUCGAGGCCCCGGCCAUGAUCAAGCUCAACGGGCGGUACUACAUGUUCGGCAGCCACCUGACAGGCUGGGACCCGAACGACAACGUCUACAGCACCUCUACCUCGCUUACAUCGGGCUGGUCGGCCUGGGCGACCUUCGCCGACAAGGGCUCCAACACGUACGACUCGCAGACCAAUUACAUCCUCAACUUCGGCUCCGCCGACUCCCCCGCCAACAUCAUGUACAUGGGCGACCGCUGGGUAUCCAAGAACCUGCAGUCGUCCACCUACGUCUGGCUACCCCUAACCAUCUCGGGCACGACCGUGACGCUCAAAAACCGCGCCUCCUGGGUCCCCAACGUCAACCCCUCCAGCACCAGCAGCACCUGGUCCGCGGCCCCGGCGCAGACCAGCUACGACCCGACGGCCAGCGGCGUGGGCACGUACGCCAACUCGGCGCGCACCGUCUCGUGCUCCGCCUGCGCCGGCGGCUCGGCGGCCGGCUACCUGGGCGGCAGCGCCGACGGGCAGGUGCGCGUGGCCGGCGUGCGCAGCGACGCCGACGUCGUCUCGACGGUGCAGCUGCGCUACGCCAACGGCGACUCCACCCCGCGCUACGCCGGCGUGGCCGUCAAUGGGGGGCAGAAGAUCAAGGUCGCGUUCGAGCCGACCGCCGGCAAGGUCGCGACCAGCGUGGUGCAUGUGCCGCUGCGCAGCGGGAGCGGGAAUGAGAUCGUCAUUGGCGGGGUCGAUGGCGGGUGGGCGCCGGAUGUGGAUUGGUUGGUUGUCCCUGUUUCUUGA